Messenger RNA from Lottia gigantea (owl limpet), 657 nucleotides. RefSeq lists its product as hypothetical. Gene Ontology annotation, molecular function: zinc ion binding; nucleic acid binding. NCBI's taxonomy places the organism in Eukaryota, Metazoa, Mollusca, Gastropoda, Lottiidae. The record is from RefSeq and is a predicted model, not a curated record. The annotation marks the transcript as partial. The transcript has a single exon.
AUGGGUUCGAGGACUUACUCGAAGGAAUGUGUAGUGGAAAUUUUAAUGGUGGAUGUGAAAAAGGAUAAUUUGGAUGAUAUGAUUGAUAAAUUAGAAGAAUGUAUUGGAGUUGGAAAUGUUUAUGCAGUGAUACCAAGGAGACCGGAUAUUUUGGAAGUUACAGUUAAGGAUAAACAAUGUGCAGAGAAACUUAGCGAAGGAUUCAAAGUAGGUGAUAAAAAUUUUGUCUGUCGCAUCCCAUAUUCCCCCUUCACUGUAGUGUCCUUUAUGGAUAUCCCGUCCUAUAUUGAAGAUAGCGUAUUGGUCGAAAAAUUGAAGGUCUUUAGAAUAGAGAUUGACGGAGAGGUUGUAAGACACUUUCAUGAUAAGCAUAAGACAGUUGAGAAUGGAAUUCGCCAUGUUAGAUGUCUUUUUUCCCCAGAGCUCAAGUCCCUACCAUGGGCGGUUAAGUUAGAGACGAUCAAUGGAACUAAAAGCUAUCGUGUGAUCCAUAAUAACCAAACUAAGGUGUGCAAUAAGUGUUAUUCAGACUCUCAUAUAAUUGCCAAUUGUCCUCAAAUUCAGUGUCGGAGAUGUAAUCAGUAUGGCCAUAUGGGUAAUACAUGUAUGAUAAAACUAUGUAAUAUUUGCAAACAUUUGGAAACAGAGUGUGUGUGU